UAAAUAUAAAAACAAAAAGCAAAUUCCCAAGUCCUCUUCUUUGAUUCCAUUUCCAUGUGAACGGUGACACCACUGAACAGUAACCACCACUAUAUUCCUUUCGCCAGAUAAACAAACCAAAUUUAAUCCACAAUUUAGGGUUUUUUAAUCACAAGUUGUGGUUGUAUACUGUAGACACAAUCACCAGUAAUGUCAGAUUAGGGUUCUUGCUUCCAGACACAACUCUCAGAAACCACAGUUGUGGAAUCAGAUCGAAACCACAAUUCCUUCCUUCUGAAGCUGAAUUUUGACCAAACCCAUCAUCAUUUGAUUGGUAUGGAAGCUUCACUUUAUUUAUCCUUUAUUCUUUAAUUAAUUUAUAGUAUUAUCUUCCCUUUUUCCCCUUUUUGGUGAAUUUUUUAUCUCUCAAGUCAGAUUCGUACACCCUUCUCGUUUCUCUAAUCAUUGACUGUAUUUGAAAACCGAAACCCACUUAUUACUUCAGAUUCGGUAAAUGGGUUCUUUUCAGUCUUUCAAGCUUUGAAGCUUUUCUGAUCUGGGUUUUGUUGGAAUUUCUUAUUCUUCGAUCAUGAUCUGGAAGAUGGGGUUUUGAUUUGGAUUUGGAUUUGGAUUUUGAUCUGUUUUUCGUUGGAAUUUCGUGAACCAGAUAUCUAUAUCAGAAUCUAGGGUUACUGAAUUUGAUCAUUUGCAAAUUGCAAUGGGGGGAAACGAAAUAACUGUUGUAAUGGAAUUGAAGCUGGAAGAAGAUGAAGACGAGUUCCGAAGUUGUUGUGCAGAUGAGGAGGAACUCGAUGUGGAAGAAAUUACGAAACAAGGUUUAAAAUUUUGCACCGAUGAUGAAUUUCUUGAUGAAUUUUCUGUACGAAUGUUCUUCAAGGGUGUAUCGAUUUCAAAUCAUGGAAACAAUUGCUUCAAUGUCUCUGGAAUCGGGGUUGUAAUGGAAGGAGCUAACAAGGUUCCUGUUAUUCAAGUGCAAAAAAAGCUUGAUUUCUUUGUAGAUGAAUCAGUUGCAGAUUAUUUGGCUUUAAUGGAAGGUCUAUUAGAAGCUACACAAAAUAACAUCAAAAGAGUAUUCGCAUUCACCGAUUCCACAAUCUUAUUUCAUCAGAUUACAACCGAAAAAACAUUGGAAAACCCACUUCACAUGGCAUUGAAGCAAAGAGUUCUAGAACAUGUCACAAAUCUUGAUCAUUUCGUUCUAAAAUAUAUUCCCAAUGUUUUAGAGGCGUUACAUCUUGCUAAAGUGGCAAUUGGAAUGAUUCAUCUUCCAAUUAAAGGCGAUAAUUCAGUCCAAAAAUGUUCAAUUUGUUUAGAAGAAAAACCAACACCAAUAACAAUCACAAUGAAAUGCUCCCACAAAUUUUGUUCAAGUUGCAUCAAAUCUCACGUUGAAGAAAAACUCGAGUCCUCUCAACUCCCGGUUAAAUGCCCUUGUGUAAAUUGCCGAUAUUACAUUUCUACCCCUGAGUUCAAAUCUUUUCUUCCGGUUGUCUCUAAUACAUUGUUGGAGGACACAAUGAAUUCGAUUGGUGGAGAUAAAUUUUAUUGCCCUUUUUCUGAUUGCUCGGUUUUGCUUGAUCCUUGUUGUGAUUUGAAUGAUAAUAAUAAUUGUGUGGAGUGUCCGGUUUGUCGGAGGUUUAUAUGUGUGAAAUGUGGGGUGACGUGGCAUGCUUCAAUGAGCUGUGAUGAGUUUCAAGACCGCCCACCGGUGGCGGUAGAUGGUGGUGGCGGGGCGGAUAUUGGAAGAUGGAGGCGGUGCGAGAUGUGUGAAAGAAUGAUCGAAUUGACACGUGAUCACAUGACUUGUUGGUGUGGACAUGAGUUUUGUUAUUCAUGUGGGGCCCAAUACAUUGACAGUGAACAAACAUGUGAAUGUGCGAUAUUGGGAAGUGAUGGAGGAGGAGAAAAUGACGAAUUUACCCUUACACAGAAUAUCGGUUCGAGCACUGCGAUUGAGGAAUGGGCAUGGGAUUCAUGUGGGUCACUUUCAAAUUUGAUGGAUGCGUAUUCAGAUCAAGAAAGAUCACAACUUGCAUUGAUUCAAAGAUUUCUUGCUGGAGGGUUUAGUCUUGGAGAUCAUCAUACAUCCAUGUAUCAAUCUCAAUCUCAAUCUCAAUCUCAAUCUCCUCCACAUCAAUGCACAGAUUCUGGAUCUUCAUAUCUUGAUAACACCAUGAAAGACCUUCAUCAGCUUCCUUGGCUUGAGAGGUUUGUUUCUGUGAUUAGUGACAAUUAUUAUGAGGAGUAUACUCAGUGAAGUAUAUUACAUAUUUGAAAAUAGAUAAAAUGAAGAUUUGAAAGAUGGAGAUUGGAGAUUGGAUAGAUGAAGAUUGUCAUUUGUAUUGUAUUGUAGCCAUUAAACGUGGUUAAAUUAAUGAAUAUAGUCUUCAUCUUGAAGAUUGUAUUGAAUUAUUCUUGUAUACUGUUCAUGCUCAGUAUGAUCUGUUCUUUUUUUUUGAAAGGAAGGAUAUAUUACAAGAAAAUGAAUACGAAACACUUUGUGUGUUA
Molecule: messenger RNA, 2508 nt
Organism: Lactuca sativa (garden lettuce)
Lineage: Eukaryota; Viridiplantae; Streptophyta; Magnoliopsida; Asterales; Asteraceae
Product: RING/U-box superfamily protein
Biological process (GO): protein ubiquitination
Molecular function (GO): zinc ion binding; RNA-DNA hybrid ribonuclease activity; nucleic acid binding
Source: RefSeq, a predicted model, not a curated record